This is a messenger RNA of Ceratosolen solmsi marchali, 1785 nucleotides long. RefSeq names its product CAAX prenyl protease 1 homolog. The record is from RefSeq and is a predicted model, not a curated record. Lineage: Eukaryota; Metazoa; Arthropoda; Insecta; Hymenoptera; Agaonidae. The coding region runs from base 239 to 1648 and encodes 469 amino acids. The transcript has 7 exons. Gene Ontology annotation, biological process: CAAX-box protein processing. Gene Ontology annotation, molecular function: metalloendopeptidase activity.
AUCGAUACCUAAGUCUAGAAAUGGAAUUGAUGCAUACGGAACCAGAAGGCGCUUGUCCCACGUAGCUUAAAAGAAAAAAAAAAAAAGCUACCGCAGUCUACAGUAUACUUACAUCAUAAGCACGCGCUUUCGGUUCACCGGCAUGUUUAACGGCUUUGUAUAAACGGACUUGAAGAAAAUUACGUUAUUGUUGUAGGAUCUGGGCUGCGGGCCGAGGUGAAUAUUGAAAAUUUGAAAAAUGGAGGAGCUAAUGACGAAGCCCGUCGAAGUGAAGAAUUUUUUUGAACGCCACAUUCUUGCCCAACUCGUUCUUAUAUUAUGGAUUAUUUGUUUGUGGGAGCUGUAUCUCUCUAUCCGCCAGCGGAAAUUAAUGCAAAAACUGGUUGGAUUGCCAGAGGUCCUCAAUAAUUUAUUAUCCGUGGAAGUAUACGACAAGUCACGAAUUUAUGCUUUAGAUAAAAGUACCUUCAAGAUUAUUCAAGAUGUAUACUCUAUUUUUAUGGAUACGGUUUUCAUGACCUGCUGGGGCUUUUACUAUUCUUGGGAAUGGGGAAGGAACUUUGUAGAAUUUUGUGGUCUUGAUCCAAAUAACGAAAUUUAUGUGUCUAUCGGAUGUAUCACAGUGACAAGGACUUAUUCUAUGAUUCUAUGCGAUCUUCCCUUUACCAUUUAUUACACCUUUGUACUUGAGCAAAAACAUAACUUCAACAAUCAAACCGUACUAUUCUUUGUAAAGGAUCAGAUUAUUAAAUUUAUCGUAUCACAGUUUCUUAUUGCACCAUUGUUAAGUGGUAUGGUAUGGAUCGUAAAGCAAGGCGGUGAUUACUUUUGUCUUUACUUGUGGUUGUUCAUUGUCAUAAUGAGCUUAGUCUUAAUGAUGAUCUACCCAGAAAUAGUAGCUCCACUAUUUGAUAAAUAUACACCAUUGCCAGAGGGAGAUUUAAGGGUCCGUAUAGAGGAGCUGGCUUCGAGUGUUGGAUUUCCUCUUUAUAAGCUUUAUAUUGUGGAAGGGUCCCGUCGAUCAUCCCACAGUAAUGCUUAUCUUUAUGGCUUUUAUAAAUACAAAAGGAUUGUGCUAUUCGACACUCUUGUUGCUGAAUAUCAAAAGAAAAAGGUGGAUGAAGAGAAUGAGAAAAACAAAGAGUCCAACGAAGAAGAAGUCAGCGGGGAAAGCAGCAAGGAGACCAGCCGAGGCUGCGAGACCGAUGAGAUCAUUGCUGUUCUCGCUCACGAGCUUGGACAUUGGUAUCAUAGUCACACGAUUCAGGGAUUCUUGUACGGUCAGGCUAUCAUCUUGCUCAACAUUGUUUUGUUCGGCCAAUUGCUACAUUACGCAUCGAUUUACGAGACUUUUGGUUUUAUUGACGAAAAGCCCGUUAUUGUAGGACUCACUGUAAUCUUGACAUACGUGCUUGCGCCAUUGAAUAAGCUGAUGAACUGGCUGAUGACGGUGCAAUCGCGGAACUUCGAGUUCCAGGCUGACAAAUACGCCCGAAGUCUUGGACACUCGGAUGCUCUGAAGCGCGCCCUCAUCAAGCUGCACAAGGAUAAUUUGGGCUAUCCCCUCUAUGACAAGCUCUACUCCAAUUACCAUCACAGCCAUCCGCCUCUGCUCGAACGACUUGACGCCCUCCAGAAGGACGACUAAAUAAAAAGUGGAACGUAGAGAGAAGCGAACGCGCGACACCCACGCGACUACUCCAAGUCGAUCGUCUGCAUGUGUUGGGAUACACUGCGUGAGUGUUUUGUGCGUGAGUGCGCGUGCGCGUAUCCCAAGGAAAAGAG